This is a messenger RNA of Paramecium pentaurelia, 2252 nucleotides long. The record is from the annotation of a GenBank genome assembly. Lineage: Eukaryota; Ciliophora; Oligohymenophorea; Peniculida; Parameciidae.
AUGCAUUAUCGAAUAUAAGAUGAAUAAUAUAAUAUUUAUAUCCCUAACUUCAAAAAGAAAGAAGGCAUAAUGAUGAAAAAAUCCAUCUUUUAUUUCUUGCUCUUAGAAAUAAUUAACACUCAAUCUUCACAUACUUGUCCUACUGGUUGUUCAGUGUGCAGUGGAUCUAGUGGCAAUUGUAGUGCUUGCUUAUCUGGAUAUUACUUGGUAGGGUAAAAUUGUAAUCAAUGCCCAACAAGUGAUUGCUCACUAUGUCGACUACCAUGUUAAGUUUGUGUAAUAAAUAGUUCAGAUUGUUAAACAUGCAAUGACUUAGCUAAUUAAGAGGGUGUUACCUGUUAAUGCAAACCAGGAUAUAUUAUGAACACCUCAAAUUACUUUUGCGAUUAAUGUUAAUUUCCAUGUGUCACAUGUUAAACAACAGUAAAUUAUUGUUUAACAUGUGCUGCAACCUAUACUAUAGAUUCAAGUACUCAUACAUGUUCAUGCUUGACUAAUCAAUAUGAAGUAAAUGGUACACCAAAAACAUGUCAAAAUUGUACGAGUCCAUGUUCAACUUGUACAUAAUCUGCAACUAAUUGUGGUUCAUGUGUAACUGGAUUAAAUAGAAAUCUAUAAACUAACUAAUGCGUUUGUGAUGAUGGAUAUUAUGAAAAUACUACAUGUUAACCAUGUUAAUAACCAUGCAUUAACUGUAUUUCAUUAUCAGUUUGUACAUCAUGUAAAGAUCCGACUUAUUAAUCAGGAUCGUCAUGUAUUUGUUAACAAACUUAUUUUAUGAAUGACUCUUAUAUGUGUUAAAAUUGUGUUGCCCCUUGCUAAAAUUGUAGUUCAGAAUUGUUAUGCGAAUCAUGUAUAUAAAAUUAUUACAUUUCUGGAAAUAAUUGUUUAUAAUGCACUUGGCCAUGUUACAAUUGUGUUGAUAUUCCUACAAAAUGUACAUCAUGUGUUGAUUCAAAUAUAACACCAAUCAAUAAUGUAUGUAGUAGUGGUGGUUGUCCUGAUGGAUAAUUUAUGGAUGCAUCAUUAAAUUGUCAACCUUGUAUUCAUCCUUGUCUUAAGUGUUAAACAAAUGGUAAUCAUUGUUUAGAGUGUGCAAAUACAUUUGAAAUGAGUACUACUACUCCAAAUACAUGUGUUUGUCCUGUUCACAAAUAUCUAGUAGUAACUAAUAAUCCUACUGAAUGUCUGUCUUGUACUUAACCAUGUGAUACAUGUUCAGGAACAGCUGAUCAUUGUUUAACAUGUAUAGAUAGUAUUAAUUAAACUGUUGAUUCAUCAUAUGAAUGUAAAUGCAAUUCUGGUUUUAUAACGAAUGGAGUAAAUUGUGAAGCUUGUCAAAAACCUUGUCUAUAAUGUUAAGGAACUACUAAUUACUGUACUGCAUGUAAAGAUAUAGAACAUUUUAUAUCUAAUGGAUAAUGUAUUUGUAAUCCUGGUUACAUAAAUGAUAAUGACUAUAAUUGUAUACCUUGUUAAGAUGAAUAUUAACUUGUUUAAGGAUAAUGUAUAUGUGAAAUAGGAUAUUAUUAUAUUGAUUUUCAUUGUGAAUAAUGUAGUUAGAAUUGUAGUAAAUGUAACUCAAAAUAUGAAUGUACCGAAUGUAUAGAUUAAUAUUAUUUAUAAAAUACUUAAUGUUUAAAAUGUCAAUUUCCAUGUUUAUAAUGUUUUGAUAUUUAAACUUGUGAAACAUGUACUGAUAAUUAUUUCAUUGAUGAUAAGGGAAGAUGUAUAUAAUGCAUGUAAAAUUGUGAAUAUUGUAUUGAUUCAACUAAUUGUGUUAAGUGUUUUGAUGAAUUCUAUUAUCAUAAUUAGACAUGUAUCCCUUGUUCUCGUUAAUGUUAGACAUGUGAAACAAAUAGUAAAUUUUGUAUAUCCUGUUAAAAUUCAAAUCACAUACUAGAUAAAAAAAAAGGUACUUGCUAUUAAAUUAAUGAUUUUGGGGAUUAGUAUGAUUAUGAUGUUUUAGAAGAAAUACUAUUACUCCAAGAUAUCAGAUGCAAUAAAAAUUAAUAAUUGAUAGGUUACGCAUGUAUUGAUUAAUGUGGAAAUGGUAUACUUAAUGAAUAAUAUGAAUAAUGUGAUGAUGGUAAUCAACUUGGAGGAGAUGGGUGCUCAUUUUUUUGUAUUUAAGAGGAUUCCUAUUUGUGCAAAAACUAUGUAAAUUCUCCUAGUAUUUGUUCAUUUAUACAAGCUCCAGAUUUUAGAUUGAAUCUUCUCUCCAAUUAAUAAAAUCAAACUUAGCUUAUUGA